Messenger RNA from Ochotona princeps (American pika), 6337 nucleotides. RefSeq names its product autophagy related 2A (gene ATG2A). Gene Ontology annotation, molecular function: phosphatidylinositol-3-phosphate binding. The record is from RefSeq and is a predicted model, not a curated record. Gene Ontology annotation, biological process: piecemeal microautophagy of the nucleus; reticulophagy; autophagy of mitochondrion. Gene Ontology annotation, cellular component: extrinsic component of membrane; phagophore assembly site. NCBI's taxonomy places the organism in Eukaryota, Metazoa, Chordata, Mammalia, Lagomorpha, Ochotonidae. The coding region runs from base 123 to 5948 and encodes 1941 amino acids. The transcript is spliced from 41 exons.
CUGGUGCUGAGAGAAGCGGCGGGGCGAGCCCGGGGCUCUAGUGAACAGCGCCGCCGGGCAAGGAUCACCCGCGGGCCGGCGGGCAGGCAAGCGGAGGCGGCCCGGGCCCCGCGGUCUCCGAGAUGUCACGAUGGCUGUGGCCAUGGUCCAACUGUGUGAAAGAGCGGGUCUGCCGCUACUUGCUGCACCACUAUCUGGGGCACUUCUUCCAAGAACACCUCAGUCUCGACCAGCUCAGCCUCGACCUGUACCGGGGCAGCGUUGCCCUGCGGGACAUCCACCUGGAGACCUGGUCGGUGAAUGAGGUGCUGGAGUCCAUGGAGUCGCCGCUGGAGCUGGUGGAAGGCUUCGUGGGCUCCAUCGAAGUAGCCGUGCCCUGGGCUGCCCUGCUCACCGACCACUGCACGGUGCACGUGGCUGGCCUCCAGCUCACCCUGCAGCCCCGCCAGAGCCCAGGGCCAGUGGCUGCUGACUCCCAGAGCUGGGCCUCCUGCAUGACCUCCAGCCUGCAGCUGGCUCAGGAGUGUCUGCGGGAUGGACUGCCAGAACCCUCUGAGGCCCCGCAGCCCCUGGAGGGGCUGGAGAUGUUCGCCCAGACCAUUGAAACUGUGCUGCGGAGGAUCAAAGUGACCUUUUUGGAUACAGUGGUGAGAGUGGAGCACUCGCCGGGGGACAGGCGGCGAGGGGUGGCCGUGGAGGUCCACGUGCAAAGGCUAGAGUACUGCGAUGAGGCUGUGCGGGACCCAAGCCAGGCACCACCAGUGGACGUGCACCAGCCGCCCGCCUUCCUGCACAAGCUGCUACAGCUGGCUGGCGUCCGCCUGCACUUGGAGGAGCUGCAGUCCCAGGAGGACCCGCCAAAGCCCCCCGUGCAGAUCGGCAGCUGUUCAGGGUACAUGGAACUGGUGGUGAAGCUAAAACAGAAUGAGGCCUUCCCAGGCCCCAAGUUGGAGGUGGCAGGACAGCUGGGCUGCCUGCACCUGCUCCUGACGCCGCAGCAGCUCCAGCAGCUUCAGGAACUGCUCAGCGCUGUGAGCCUGACAGAUGCCGAAGGCCUGGCCGACAAGCUGAACAAGAGCCGGCCGCUGGGUGCGGAAGACCUGUGGCUCAUUGAGCAGGAUCUGAACCAGCAGCUGCAGGCAGGCACUGUGGCCGAGCCCCUCAGCCCAGACCCCCUCAGCAACCCCCUCCUCAACCUAGAAAGCACUGACCUCUUCUUCUCCAUGGCGGGCCUCACGAGCAGCGUGGCCUCGGCCGUGUCUGAGCUCUCCCUCUCCGACGUGGAUCUGAGCUCUUCUGUGCACAGCCAUGUGGCUUCCCGCCGGGCAUCUGUCCAGGCCCCCCGGGCCGGCAAGACAGCUGCUGCUGCUGCCACCACGCCUCUCCCUGACACCAUGCGCCCUGACUCACUGCUGAAGAUGACUUUGGGGGGCCUGACCCUGACCCUGCUGCAGACCGCUGCCCCAUCUUCCGGACCACCUGACCUCGCUACCCACUUUUUUACCGAGUUCGAUGCCGCCAAGGAUGGGCCCGUUGGUUCCCGUGACUUCCACUACCUGCGGCCACGCUUCCAAAGGGCCUGUCCCUACAGCCACGUCCGACUGACAGGUGCGGCUGUGCAGCUGACCUGGGAGCUGCGGACAGGCAGCCGAGGCCGCCGGACGAACAGCACGGACAUGAACUUUGGGCAGCUGGAGGUGUUGGAAUGCCUGUGGCCCAGGGGCGCUUCAGAACCCGAGUACACGGAGAUCCUGGGUUUUCCCAGCAAACUGGGCUCCCAGGCAUCAGCGCGACCUUCUGCUCACCUACGCCACACACAGACCCUGCGCCGUGUGCCCAAGAGCCGGCCCCGGCGCGCUGUAACCUGCCAUUGCCACUCAGAGCUGGCCUUGGACCUGGACGAUUUCCAGUCGGACCUGGAACUUGGGGCCCUGGACCGGCUCACUGCCCUGCUGCGACUGGCCACCACACCCCCUGAGCCACCAGCUGCCACCUCUAGCUUGCUGACGGAACCCCCGCAGAUGGAACAGCAGACGGUGUUCCGGCUGUCAUCACCUCGGGCCACGCUGCGGCUCCACUUCCCCAUUGCCGACCUGCGGCCCGAGAGGGACCCCUGGUCGGGCCGAGCCGUGCGGCCUGAGCAGCUGCGCUUGGAACUGGCUGAGCCCCAUUUCCGCUCAGAGCUUAGCAGUGGGCCUGGCCCCCCAGAGCCCACGCGCCUGGAGCUCACCUGUUCCGACUUGCACGGUAUAUACGAAGAUGGAGAGAAGCCACCUGUCCCCUGUCUGAGAGUCUCCAAAGCCCUGGACCCCAAGAGCACCGGGCGCAAGUACUUCCUGCCCCAGGUAGUGGUGACCUUGAACCCCCAGGCCAGCAGCACACAGUGGGAGGCAGCCACGGACAAGAGGGAGGACCUGGAGCUGUCCACUGAGAGCCCCUGCGAGCUUCGUGAGCCUGAGCCUUCUCCCUUCUCCUCUAAGAGGACCAUGUACGAGACGGAGGAGAUGGUGAUCCCUGGAGAUGCUGAGGAGAUGAGAACGUUCCAGAGUCGGACCCUCGCAAUGUCCCGCUGCACCCUGGAAGUGACCCUGCCCAGCGCUCACAUCUUCCUGCCCAGCAAGGAGGCCUACGAGAGCAUCUACAACAGGAUCAACAAUGACCUGCUCAUGUGGGAGCCCGCGGCCUUGUUCCCCACCCCCUGCCCCGCUGCCCAGCCUCCUGGCUGCCCCAGCCCCUCUUCCAGCUCCUGGCAAGACACCUUCAAGAUGUGCAAGUCGGCCUUCAAGCUGGACUCAGACUCAGACGACGAGGAAGCCCCCUUCUCUGCGGGGGCCUCCUCAGGGGCCCCCCAGCAGCCACCAGCCGCCGAGCCCUCAGGUCCUGCUCGCUCCCAGAGUGCCCUGUCUACCCUCGUGACGGUGCUGAAGGGGCGCGUAACAGCCCUGUGUGAGGCCAAGGAUGAGAGCGGCGGGAGGCUGGAGGCGGCACACGGGGAGCUGGUGCUGGACGUGGAGCAAGGCACCAUUUUCAACGUGUCGCAGUACCAUGGCCAGCCCGGGCUUGGCUACUUCUGUCUGGAAGCCGAAAAGGCCACGCUGUACCACCGAGCGGUCGUGGAUGACUAUGUGCUGCCCGGUCGCCUGGAGCUGCCCACCUCCCCUCCCCCGGCCCAGCUGGCCCCCACCAUCUACCCCUCGGAAGAAGGGAUGAUUGAGCAGGGUGCCUCAGGCCGCCAGGGCCAGGACCCCCACAUGCUGUCCACGGCUGUGCGCAUCCAGCUAGAUCCCCAACGCAAUGUCAAGGAGUUUCUGGUGACCCUGCGACUUCACAGAGCCACCCUGCGCCACUACAUGGCUCUGCCUGAACAGAGCUGGCACUCACAGCUGCUGGAGUUCCUGGAUGUGCUGGACGACCCUGUGCUGGGCUAUCUGCCCCCGACGGUCAUCACCAUCCUGCACACGCACCUGUUUUCCUGUGCCGUGGACUACAGGCCUCUCUACCUCCCCGUGCGAGUCCUCGUCACCGCCGAAUCAUUCACCCUGUCCAGCAACAUCAUCAUGGACACCUCCACCUUUCUGCUCAGGUUCAUCCUUGACGACUCGGCCUUGUACCUGUCAGACAAGUGUGAUGUGGAGAGCCCAGAUCUGCGGCGAGAUUACGUCUGCGUCCUGGACGUGGACCUGCUGGAGCUUGUGAUCAAAACCUGGAAGGGUAGCACCGAGGGGAAACUGAGCCAGCCACUAUUCGAGCUGCGCUGCUCCAACAACGUGCUGCAUGUGCACAGCUGCGCCGACUCGUGCGCCCUGCUGGUCAGCCUGCUGCAGUACGUACUGAGCGCGGGCGACCUGCACCCCCCACCCCGGCCCCCCAGCCCCACGGAGAUCGCCGGCCAGAAGGUACAGCUCUCCGAGAGCCCCGCCUCCCUGCCCGUGUGUCCCCCAGUGGAGACGGCCCUCAUCAACCAGCGGGACCUGGCUGACGCCCUCCUGGACACAGAGCGCAGCCUGCGGGAGCUGGCCCAGCCUGCAGGUAGUGCCCUGUUCCAGGCCUCGCCUGUCUCCGUCUACCUGUUCCCAGGGGAGCGGAAUGGGACCCAGCCCCCUUCACCACCUGCCGGGACCUGUCCUGGCAGCUUUGGGUCCCAGCCUGAGGUAAAGGAAGAUGAAACAGAAGAGGAGGGGCAAGCGGACACAGUGGACAGCGACGAGUUCUGCAUCCUGGAUGCGCCGGGCCUAGGCAUUGCGCCUCGAGAUGGGGAGCCCGUGGUGACACAGCUGCAUCCGGGCCCCAUUGUGGUCCGGGAUGGGCACUUCUCACGGCCGCUGGGCAGCACGGACCUGCUGCGAGCACCUGCCCACUUCCCCAUGCCCUGUAGCCGUGUGGUGCUGCGUGAGCUCUCCCUGGUCUGGCACCUCUAUGGAGGCCGGGACUUCGGUCCCCAUCCCGGCCACAGGGCAAGAGUUGGCCUGGCGGGCCACAGGAGCUCUCCGUCGCGCUGUUCUGGUCACAACCGGCCCCAGAACACGUGGCGCACGCAGGGCGGCAGCGGGAGGCAGCAUCACGUGCUCAUGGAGAUACAGCUCAGCAAGGUCAGCUUCCAGCAUGAGGUGUACCCUGAGGAGCCGGCUACGGCCCCCACGGGGCCUGUGAUGCCUGGCCAGGAGCUGGAGGAGCGGCCGUUGUCACGCCAAGUCUUCAUCGUCCAGGAGCUUGAGGUGCGCGACCGGCUGGCCUCCUCCAAGAUCAACAAAUUCCUGUACCUUCACACCAGCGAGCGCAUGCCGCGGCGCGCGCACUCCAACAUGCUGACCAUCAAAGCACUGCACGUCGCCCCCACCAGCAGUGUGGGUGGACCUGAAUGCUGCCUGCGUGUCUCACUGAUGCCCCUGCGACUCAACGUGGACCAGGAUGCCCUCUUCUUCCUCAAAGACUUCUUUACCAGCCUAGCAGCUGGCAUCACCCCCAUGGUGCCUGGGGAGAGCUCUGCUGAUGCUCGCCCUGAUACCCGAGGCCAGCCCAGCAGCCCCCAGGAAGGUCAACCCAUGGGCAUGGAGGUGGCUGGCAUGCAGGAGGCCACGGGCAGUGGCCACGGCUCGCCUUCACCUGAGCAACAGCCCAUCUACUUUAGGGAGUUCCGCUUUAUAUCCGAGGUGCCCAUCUGGCUGGAUUACCACGGCAAGCACGUGACCGUGGACCAAGUGGGCACCUUUGCUGGCCUCCUCAUUGGCCUGGCCCAGCUCAACUGCUCCGAGUUGAAGCUAAAACGGCUCUGCUGCCGGCACGGGCUUCUGGGUGUGGACAAGGUGCUGGGUUAUGCCCUCAAUGAGUGGCUGCAGGACAUUCGCAAGAACCAGCUGCCCGGCCUGCUGGGGGGUGUGGGCCCCAUGCACUCGGUUGUCCAGCUCUUCCAAGGCUUCCGGGACCUGCUGUGGCUGCCCAUCGAGCAGUACCGGAAGGAUGGGCGUCUCAUGCGGGGGCUGCAGCGAGGGGCUGCCUCCUUCGGCUCAUCCACGGCCUCUGCCGCCCUGGAGCUUAGCAACCGGCUGGUGCAGGCCAUCCAGGCCACAGCAGAGACCGUGUAUGACAUCCUGUCGCCGGCGGCACCCAUCUCCCGCUCCCUGCAGGACAAGCGGUCGGCCCGCAGGCUGCGUAAGGGCCAGCAGCCAGCUGACCUCCGGGAGGGCGUGGCCAAGGCCUACGACACGGUUCGAGAGGGCAUCCUGGACACAGCACAGACCAUCUGUGACGUGGCGUCACGGGGCCACGAGCAGAAGGGGCUGACGGGCGCUGUGGGGGGUGUGAUCCGCCAGCUGCCUCCGACGGUUGUGAAGCCACUCAUCGUGGCCACGGAAGCCACAUCCAGCCUGCUGGGGGGCAUGCGCAACCAGAUUCUACCAGAUGCCCACAAACACCACGCCCUAAAGUGGCGCUCAGAGGCCCAAGACUAAGGCGGGGGGUGGCCAGAACCUGGCAGGGGGUGCUGCUGCCUGCCCUCCCCCCUGCCUGCCCACUGUGCCCUCCCCCUCCCCCACCCCGCCGUGGUGCUGCCAGCUCCAGGGCCUCCCUUAGGAGACCACUGGGUGAGGCCUGGACCCUCCGGGGAACAGCCACUGUGAAGGGUUGGGGCCCCACGGGGCGGCGUCAGCCUAUUUGUGCACUUUUCCCCUGGGCCCUGCCCCAGGACCGGACCCCCGGACCAGACCCCAUUCAGCCAAACGUCUGUCUGCAUCGUGGGAGGAGGAAGGGGGACAGACACCUUGUGUUCAGUGUAUUUUUAUGCUCCUUGAGUGUGUGGGCCGGUGUCUGCAGGAAGUGGAAUAAACUGUGCCCACCGCCA